This is a messenger RNA of Hibiscus syriacus, 2187 nucleotides long. RefSeq names its product putative receptor-like protein kinase At4g00960. The coding region runs from base 114 to 2066 and encodes 650 amino acids. Gene Ontology annotation, biological process: protein phosphorylation. The transcript is spliced from 7 exons. Lineage: Eukaryota; Viridiplantae; Streptophyta; Magnoliopsida; Malvales; Malvaceae. The record is from RefSeq and is a predicted model, not a curated record. Gene Ontology annotation, molecular function: protein kinase activity; ATP binding.
UUUGACUUUUCUAAAUAAGUCAACUUCCACAUUUACAGAUUUAUGGCAAAAAAUGUAAUGCAAAAAAAAAAAACAUUUCAAAGAGCGAAAUAGGAAAAUUUUCACUUUCAGCUAUGCUUUUGUUGAUCUUAACGAUGCUCAUUUUCUGUAAGGAAGUUUGUGCAGAUCCCCUCUUCACUUUUUGUUCAGACAACACAAUCAACUACACGACCAACGGCACAUUCCACAACAACCUUAAGUCGGUUCUCGAGUCAUUACCUUCCAAUACUUCGAGUACUGGCUUCUACAGCACCUCGAUCGGAGACGGUGCCAGUCACGUCUACGCUCGAGCACUUUGCCGAGGUGACGCCACCGCUACGACAUGUCGAAGCUGCGUUUUAAAUGCCAGUCGAGAUGUCCUAGACGGGUGCAGAACAGGAGAAGCGAUCGAAUGGUACGAUAACUGCCAGGUUCAGUACUCAUUUCAGAACAGUUCCUUGAUGGUUUAUACAGGAAAGUACCCUGACUCAAACCACAACGAGAAAAACAUAUCGAAUCCUGGUCGGUUCAACGAUGUAUUAGCGUUUUUGAUGAACAACAUCUCGAGGACGGCGGCGUAUGAUUCCAGGCUCAUGUUCGAGACCGGAGAAGUGAAGAUUAACAAGAAGGAAAGGAUAUAUGGUCUUGUUCAAUGCACCAGGGACAUUUCUGGUGAUUUUUGUCUGAAUUGUUUAAAUUCAGCUCUUAAAGAUCUUAAUGGCUGCUGUCGUCCUCGGACAGGGGGAAGUGUUCUUAGCAGGAACUGUAACGUGAGGUUCCAAAUGUACAAAUUUUAUAACGCCUCGGAUUCUCCAUUAAUGUACCCAGAAUUUCCAGCAGGGGAUAGGUGGAGCAUGGGGAUGAUUAUGGCAGUAAUUGGUGCAGCAGCACUGGUUCUUGCACUUCUCAUUGGUUCUCGGUUUAUAUAUAGCCGGUUGAUGAAAAGGAAACAAAUCGAUUUGGAAAGAAGCCAGACAACACUGCUAUAUGAAUUGGCAAGUCCAAAGGAAGUAAUCAUAACCGAAGAAGGCCAGUUAGUAGCUUCUCAAGAGUUCCCCUUCCUCGAUUUACCUACAAUCAAAGCAGCUACAAAUGGUUUCUCUGAUUCAAACAAGCUCGGACAAGGCGGCUUUGGUACGGUUUACAAGGGAGUGUUACCGAAUGGGAAGGAAGUGGCAAUCAAAAGGUUGUCAAGGAAAUCAUGGCAAGGCUUAGAAGAGUUGAAGAAUGAAGUUAUAUUGAUUGCAAAGCUUCAACAUAGGAAUCUUGUAAAGCUUUUGGGAUGUGGGAUAGAAGGUGAUGAAAAGCUGCUCAUAUACGAGCUUAUGCCCAACAAAAGCCUUGAUUUCUUCAUCUUCGAUUCCGAGAAACGCUCGAAGAUCGAUUGGAAGAUAUGGUGUGACAUUAUUACUGGAAUUUCCAAAGGACUUGUUUAUCUUCACGAGGAUUCGAGACUUAAAAUCAUUCAUAGAGACCUAAAACCCAGCAAUGUGUUGUUGGAUCAAUACAUGGUAGCCAAAAUAUCAGAUUUUGGGAUGGCAAGGAUUUUCUGUGAAAAUCAGAACGCAGCCAACACUAAGAGAGUUGUGGGAACAUACGGAUACAUGGCACCGGAAUAUGCAAUGGAGGGAUUAUUCUCAGUGAAAUCGGACGUUUUUAGCUUCGGUGUGAUCAUGCUCGAGAUUCUUUCCGGGCAAAAGAACAGUGGCUUUUACCAAACCAAACAUGCUCAGACACUUCUUGCAUAUGCUUGGGGACUAUGGAAAGAUGGGAAAGAACUGGAAUUGAUUGACCGUUGUUUGCUGGAAUCAUGCUCCAUACCAGAAAUCAAGAGAUGCAUACAUAUAGGUCUUUUAUGUGUGCAAGAAGAUCCGACAGACAGACCGACCAUGUCCGAUGUAGUAGUUGUCUUGGGAAGCCAUACGAUCACUCUUCCCGAACCGAAAAAACCUGCAUUUUCGGUCGGAAGAAUGAUUCCGGUUGAUCAGGCUUCAACAACGGAUCCAUCGAUAAGUCAGAUGACGAUGUCUAAUAUCUCAGCCCGCUAAAAAGUUGACCCGAGAGUAAAUUGAAUCUAGUCUAUAUGUAGAGUAGAAUGUUCAAAAUCUCUAUUUCCUUUUUUGUACAAAUCAAGUGAAGAAUGUUGAUGUGUUUGUUCUAUUAACAGGC